Molecule: messenger RNA, 462 nt
Organism: Ailuropoda melanoleuca (giant panda)
Lineage: Eukaryota; Metazoa; Chordata; Mammalia; Carnivora; Ursidae
Product: myosin heavy chain, skeletal muscle-like
Exons: 2
Biological process (GO): muscle contraction
Cellular component (GO): myosin II complex; myosin filament; cytoplasm
Molecular function (GO): actin filament binding; microfilament motor activity
Source: RefSeq, a predicted model, not a curated record
GUGGUGGUGUGGCAGGCUCUGUCCCUUCAUUGGCACCAUUUCUGUUUUGCUUUGUUCUCUAAAGGCCGCCCUUGAGCAUGAAGAGGCCAAGAUCCUCCGAAUCCAGCUUGAACUGACGCAGGUGAAAUCAGAAAUCGACAGAAAGAUCGCUGAGAAGGACGAAGAGAUCGAGCAGCUGAAGAGGAACUACCAGCGAACGGUAGAGACCAUGCAGAGCGCCCUGGACGCCGAAGUGCGCAGCCGGAACGAGGCCAUCAGGAUCAAGAAGAAGAUGGAGGGCGACCUGAACGAGAUUGAGAUCCAGCUGAGCCACGCCAACCGCCAGGCCGCAGAGACCGUCAAGCACCUCCGCAGUGUCCAAGGGCAGCUGAAGGACACCCAGCUCCACCUAGACGACGCCCUCCGCGGCCAGGAGGACCUGAAGGAGCAGCUGGCCAUGGUGGAGCGCAGAGCCAACCUGCU